Molecule: messenger RNA, 726 nt
Organism: Vanessa atalanta (red admiral)
Lineage: Eukaryota; Metazoa; Arthropoda; Insecta; Lepidoptera; Nymphalidae
Exons: 4
Coding region: 1-726 (241 amino acids)
Source: RefSeq, a predicted model, not a curated record
AUGGAUUUCGAUCCGAAGAAAUUCAACGACCAAUUUAAAUUACGACCGAUUAAAGGUAAAACGUCUCCUGUCAAAGAUGACACGUACAAAAAUACCGCGAAAAAACCAGUCGCCACAGGUAACGCACUGCGGUUGAAGUCGAAUAGAUCAAUGACACAUCUUCGUAAAGAAAAACGGGUCCGUUUAAAAAAGCCCUUGGAUAUUUUCUACAGACGCGUUUAUAAUACAGAAAUGUUGCAAGACAGGAUUGAAUGGGUGCACUGUCAGGAUAUGAUCACUCCAAUACUGUCUGGUUUGAGGGUUAAUAUCAGUAAUCCAAAAAGGCUUUUUUCAAAAGAUCCCAUUGUGUUAAGAUUUAUUCAACUAUUAAACGUAAACACGUCGACGUACAGCCGAGACGAUAUAUAUUCGAUAUUAUAUCAAAUCAGUAAUCUACAACUGAGACUGUUUCAAUGGGACCUCGUACCUCUAAAUAUUCUAUUAAAUGUUAUUAUAAAAGAGAGAAAACACACGUUCGGCAACUUAAAACAUGGUAUCCGGGAUUUGUUCAACAAUUGGCGUUUGGACAUAAGUAACACGACCAGCUUGUUGAGGCAGGCGCGGAUUUUCCGACCGCCCUGCGUCACAGUCUCCACUUUCGAUGGAUCAACAAAGUCCCCCAAAGUUACAAAAUACAAGAAGAACGGUAAAGAGACGACGCGCUGUGAUGACGACGAUGAUUGUUAA